Messenger RNA from Apiotrichum porosum, 1881 nucleotides. RefSeq lists its product as uncharacterized. The transcript is spliced from 4 exons. The record is from RefSeq and is a predicted model, not a curated record. The coding region runs from base 1 to 1881 and encodes 626 amino acids. Lineage: Eukaryota; Fungi; Basidiomycota; Tremellomycetes; Trichosporonales; Trichosporonaceae.
AUGUCCCACUUUGACACCCUCUCGCGCACGACCUCGAACCGCGGGUCCACCGUGUCGCGCUCCCAGUCUCUCAUCAAGAAGAACACGGCCCCUCAUGAGCUCAAGCCCAGCGACAUCCUCAUCGAGCGCUUCACCGCCUGGAAGCAGAUUGUCAAGAUGUUGAUCGCAUACUUUGAGGGCGUUGCCGACAUUGAGGGCAACACGUCCAAGGAGCUCACCAAGCUCGCGGCCGUCAUCCAGGUGCCCUUCCGUCCCGGAAACCAGUUCCUUGGCGAGGGCGGUAUGCAGGAUGUCUUCUACACCAUCCGUGACAAGACCCGUGUGAUUGCCGACUCGCACGCGUCGCUGGCCCGUACCAUCGAGUCGUCGAUUGUCCAGCACCUCCAGAAGCUCCGUACCGAGAUCAAGGCGCACAUCAAGAACGUCCAGAAUGACACUGGCAAGCUCGCGGCGUCGGUCGCCCGCGAGCGUGAGCUCUCAACCAAGGCGAUUGCCGACCUCGCUCGCGCUAUCGGUGCCGUCAACCACACGCCGAUGCAGGUCUCGUCCAAGGAGGACCCCUUCGCGGUCAACCUUUCUGUCCUCAAGCAGCUCCAGCGCCAGGUCCAGGAGGAGAAUGCGCUCCAAAAGUCCAUUGUCAUCAUGCAGCAGAACUCGGCCCACUUUGAGGAGGGUAUCGUCCGCUCGAUCCAGUCGGCGUGGGCGACCUUUGACGAGUGGCAGUCGCGCAUGAGCGCGUCCGUCCAGGAGACCUGGCGUCAGCUCGGUGUCAACAUGGGCCAGCUCAUGCCCGACCGCGAGUGGAUUGCCUUUGCUGCUCGCUCGGACCACCUCCUCGACCCCGAGACGCCUCUCCGCAACCCUGACGCCAUCGACUAUCCCGGCCGCAACGACCCCUCCGUCGUCCCCGUCCACGCCGGUCUCCUCGAGCGCAAGAAGCGCUUCACCAAGACCUACAAGGAGGGCUUCUAUGUCCUCACGCCGGCUGGCUACCUCCACGAGUACACCUCGUCCGACCCCACCACUGCCACCCACCCCAUCUGGUCCCUCUUCCUCCCGGCCUGCACCCUUGGUCCUCCUUCGUCCGCCUCUACUGCCAAGUCGCACAAGUUCCACAUCGAGGUCCGCAAGGACGGCACGUCGGCGUUUGGCAAGACCCCCGGUGCCAAGCUGUUCAGCAGCACCGAGGCCUACACGUUCCGCGCCCGCUCGCACGAGGAGAUGAUGGAGGUCUGGAACGACCUGCGCAUGCUUGUCGCCCGUUACCUCGUCGCCUCGGAGCAGAUGGAGCGCGACGGCCCCAUCGCCCAGGCCGUCCGCAGCGUCGGCUACCUGUCCGACGAGGAGGAGGAAGAGGACGAGGAUGAGGAGGAGGGCUCGUCGAUCGCCGAGGAGGAAGAGGAGGACGAGGAGCUCGACCACGACCAGCACCACGCCGUCGCCGAGGAGGUCCCGGCCUACUCACAGGGCAGCGCCCAGGUCGAGGUCGGCCCCAACGGCUAUGCUCUCGAGAAGAAGGAACAGCCUGGAUCGUCUGCCGGCCCGUCCGACCCCACCGAGGACACCGCGUCGGCCCCGUCUCGUCGUGCCGAGAAGGCGCCCGCUCGCGAGGAGCCUACAACUGGUGAGGCUCAUUCCACUAUCCCCUAUUCCACCAAUGCCGAAGCCGAAGCCGAGGCAGCCCCGGCACAGGCGGCGGAGAUAACCGAGGCAGGCGCAGACGAUGAUGUCGAGGGCGUCGAGGGCGGCGCUCCAGAGGACGAUGACGACCCGGCGGCCUAUGCCGAGGCCGAAGCCGGCCCAGACCCGGACGAGGAACAGCACCAGUCCAGGGGCGUGCUCAGCAUGCUCGGCCUCGGCGGCGGCAGCGGCACCAAGUGA